Ceratitis capitata (Mediterranean fruit fly) is the source of this 1524-nucleotide messenger RNA. Its product is annotated as venom carboxylesterase-6. The record is from RefSeq and is a predicted model, not a curated record. Lineage: Eukaryota; Metazoa; Arthropoda; Insecta; Diptera; Tephritidae.
AGUCGCGCUCUACUUUAGUCAGUUGAAAGUCGUUUUCGGAUUGAAAAUGCAGCUUGUCAGUGCAGUUUGCCUAUUAUUCGCCGUAGUUGGUGCAUUUGCUUGCGCCGAUACAGUUGAAGUGAUCACUUCUUUGGGUAAAAUACGCGGUGCUACAUUGAAAACCCGUUUGGGCGCUGACUACCAUGCAUUCCGUGGCAUACGUUAUGCACAAUCGCCAGAAGGAGAUUUACGCUUCAAGAAUCCAAAACCGUAUCCAGCGUGGGAGCCUAAAGUGUACGAUGCAACGGUAGAUGGACCACGCUGUCCACAAGUGACGGAAGCGUCAGAUGUGGGUGAUCUUUCGGAGGAUUGUCUACGUUUGAAUGUCUACAGUAAGGAUUUGAAAGGCAGAAAACCGGUUGUAGUGUAUUUGCAUCCUGGUGGUUUCUACUCUGUCUCAGCGCAAAGUAAGAACUUUGCUGGCGCAGAGAAUUUUAUGGAUCGGGAUAUUGUUUUGGUGACUUUGAAUUACCGCUUAGGUACUUUGGGUUUCUUAGCAGUGGGCACAGCUGAUGCGCCGGGCAAUGCGGGUUUAAAGGAUCAAGUGGAGGCAUUACGUUGGAUACAAAAGCAUAUUAGUAAUUUUGGUGGAGAUCCCAAUUCGGUGACGUUGUUCGGCUAUAGUGCUGGCAGCUUCAGUAUUGGCCUGCAUAUGUUGUCACCAAUGUCUAAGGGAUUAUUCCAUCGCGGCAUAAUGAUGAGUGCAUCGCCAUUGGGACAAUUCGAUUAUGAGACGCGACAAAAGAGAUUAAGUGACAGGCAAGCGGACCUGCUGAAAUGCCCUAAAGAGCCAGCGGCUGAUUUGGUGAAAUGUCUGAAGAGUAAGCCCAUGAUGGACUUUGUAGACACCACAGCGCAAAUGUUCGAUUUCAACUGGAGUCCCAUAUUGAACUGGAUGCCCGUGAUUGAAGGUGAUUUCGGACAAGAACGUUUCAUAGUGGAAAACCCUUAUAAAACCAUACAAAGUCCCAACUUCCAAAAAGUACCGCUUAUAAUCGGAAUAACGGAAUAUGAAUUUAUCGGCGGCGCUAAUUACCUCUUAAACAACGAGACGACCAGAAAAUGGUAUAAUGAAGACUUUGAAAAGUAUGCACCGAUCGGUCUUAUGUAUGAACGUGAUACAGAACGUUCCAGAGAAGUGAGUCGUGUCUUGCGCUCAAAAUAUUUAGGAAAUGCCACGCUAACGCAAUCCGACUCCUUGGUACCAUUUGGAAAUCUCUACUCUGACGGUAUUAUUGGUUUCGAAUAUCAUCGCUUCUUGGAUAUGGUUUCGCGUCUAGUGCCAACAUAUACAUAUCUUUUUACCUACAAGGGUCGCUAUAGUCAUUUCAAGUUGAAUGAUGAAGUUUUUGGUGCCGUACAUCACGAUGAAUUACUAUAUUUAUUGUAUGUGCCCGUUAUAACGCCACUCUUCAAGAAAACCGAUCCCGAAAAUGUGGUUAUCGAAAAUUUGACACGCAUGUGGAGUGAGUUCGCUAAGAAGGG